Echinops telfairi (small Madagascar hedgehog) is the source of this 1134-nucleotide messenger RNA. RefSeq names its product NmrA like redox sensor 1 (gene NMRAL1). The coding region runs from base 137 to 1036 and encodes 299 amino acids. Lineage: Eukaryota; Metazoa; Chordata; Mammalia; Afrosoricida; Tenrecidae. The record is from RefSeq and is a predicted model, not a curated record. The transcript is spliced from 5 exons.
GCGGGCCGCGGGGGAAGGGGUGGACGGCCAGGGGUCGCGUGGGUAAGAUAUCGGGGUAGCCCCUUCUCUGCUCGGGCCGGACAAGGACCCCUCGCGACCCCCGUGCCUCUCACGACGCCCAUCCGCUCCUGCCCGCAUGGCGGAUAAGAAACUCGUGGUGGUGUUCGGAGCCACAGGUGCCCAGGGGGGCUCGGUGGCUCGGACUCUGCUGGAAGAUGGGACAUUCACGGUCCGAGUGGUGACCCGGGAUCCUGGGCAGCACGCUGCGAAGGCACUGAGGCUGCAAGGUGCAGAAGUGGUACAGGGAGACCAGAAUGACCAGGCCAGCAUGGAGCUGGCCCUGACCGGGGCCUACGCCACCUUCAUCGUGACCAACUACUGGGAGAACCUCAGCCAGGAGCAGGAGGUUAAGCAGGGAAAGCUGCUGGCCGACCUGGCCAAACGCCUGGGCCUCCGCUACGUGGUCUACAGUGGCCUGGAGAAUAUCCAGAAGCUAACGGGUGGGAAGCUGUGCGUCGGCCACUUUGAUGGCAAAGGCCAGGUGGAGGAGUACUUCCGGGCCAUUGGCGUUCCCAUGAUCAGCGUGCGGCUACCUUGCUACUUUGAGAACCUCUUAUCGUAUUUCCUACCCAAGAAAGCACCGGAUGGAAAGAGCUACCUGCUGAGCCUCCCCAUGGGCGACAUCCCCAUGGACGGCAUGGCUGUGGCAGACCUGGGCCCAGUGGUGCUCAGCUUGCUGAAGGCCCCCGAAGAAUACGUUGGCCAGGACAUUGGGCUCAGUACCUGCAGGCACACCCCAGCAGAGUAUGCAGCCCUCCUGUCUAAGCAUCUCGGCAAGGCUGUGCAUGAUGCCAAGACGACUCCGGAGGAAUAUGAGAAGCUUGGCUUCCCGGGGGCCCAGGACCUGGCCAACAUGUUCCGUUUCUACGCCCUGAAACCCGACCGCAACAUUGGAUUGACCCUGAGACUCAACCCCAGGGCCAGGACCCUGGACCAGUGGCUGGAGCAGCACAAAGGGGACUUUUCCCAGCUGUGACAAACCUGGGGGCGGGGAGUGGGGAGCACAGGGUCAAGAGGAUUGUUGUGUGCUGAUUUUUUUCUUUUUAAAAAAAUAAAGGCUAUUGUUCUUACAGA